Cottoperca gobio is the source of this 1725-nucleotide messenger RNA. RefSeq names its product S-adenosylhomocysteine hydrolase-like protein 1. The record is from RefSeq and is a predicted model, not a curated record. Gene Ontology annotation, biological process: L-methionine cycle. The transcript has 17 exons. Gene Ontology annotation, cellular component: cytosol. Lineage: Eukaryota; Metazoa; Chordata; Actinopteri; Perciformes; Bovichtidae. Bases 1 to 1725 code for a protein of 574 amino acids.
AUGACAGAGGAAAUGGACCAGACACUGUCACUACCUGAUGAAUAUCCUGAUCCAUAUGUGGCGGACGGAGCUGUGCUGAAUGGAGCCUCGGAGGAGGAAAACACCAAACAUCAGUCAGUAAAAUGCAGCCCUAACCUGCUGCAGAUGCUAAAGGCAGCAGAGAGCAGGAGGACACCUCAGGGUCGGGACAGAGACGGGGCGGAUGCGUCUGAGUUUGGGGCACGAGAGCUGGUGACUGAAGCUCUGAAGACUGACAUGCAAAUACAGUUCACUGACCAGAAUCAAGAAUUCAACAAACGUCCCGCCAACACUGGUCGUCGCUCUCUGUCUCGUUCCAUCUCCCAGUCGUCUACAGAUAGCUUCAGUUCAGUGUGCAGUGACAGCUCUGAGGAUGAGUCCUCUCCCAGAGACAAGGCACAGAAGACCUCCAAAGGCCUUUCUGACUUCUGCAUCAAAAACAUCAAGAAGGCCGAAUUUGGACGCAGAGAAAUAAUAAUCGCACAGCAAGAAAUGCCAGCGCUGAUGGUCCUAAGGAAAAGAGCAGGUGGGGAGAAACCUCUGGCUGGAGCCAAAGUGGUGGGCUGCACACACAUCACUGCACAGACAGCGGUGUUGAUCGAGACUCUGUCUGUGUUGGGGGCUCAAUGCCGCUGGGCGGCCUGUAACAUCUUCUCCACUCAGAACUCGGUGGCUGCUGCUCUGGCUGAAGGAGGCACCUCAGUGUUUGCGUGGAGAGGAGAAUCAGAGGACAACUUCUGGUGGUGCAUUGACCGAUGUGUCAGUGCUGAGACUUGGCAGCCCAACAUGAUUCUGGAUGACGGUGGCGACCUGACCCACUGGAUCCAUAAGAAGUACCCGAGCCUGUUCAAGAACAUCAAAGGCAUCGUGGAGGAAAGUGUUACAGGCAUCUAUCGGUUAUACCAGCUGUCAAAGGCAGGCAGGCUGUGUGUCCCAGCCAUGAACGUUAAUGACUCGGUGACCAAGCAGAAAUUUGACAACCUUUACUGCUGCAAGGAGUCCAUUCUGGACGGGUUGAAGAGAACAACUGACGUCAUGUUUGGAGGAAAACAGGUGGUGGUGUGCGGAUAUGGGGAGGUUGGCAAAGGUUGCUGUGCUGCCCUAAAAGCGUUGGGUGCUGUUGUAAACGUCACAGAAGCGGAUCCCAUUUGUGCCCUUCAGGCCUGCAUGGAUGGCUUCAGAGUGAAUAAACUGAGUGAAGUGGUCAGACAGGUGGACAUGGUCAUCACCUGCACAGGCAAUAAAAACGUGGUAAAGAGGGAACAUCUGGACAGAAUGAAAAACGGCUGCAUCGUCUGCAACAUGGGACACUCCAGCACUGAGAUAGAUUUGGUGAGUCUGCGGACUGCAGAGCUGAGGUGGGAGCGUGUGAGGCCUCAGGUGGAUCAUGUUAUCUGGCCUGACGGCAAGCGAAUCGUCCUGCUGGCUGAGGGCCGUUUGCUGAAUCUGAGCUGCUCCACAGUACCCUCAUUUGUCCUCUCCAUCACCGCUACGACUCAGGCUCUGGCUCUCAUAGAGCUUUACAGCGCUCCAGAAGGACGAUACAAACAGGACGUCUACCUGCUGCCAAAGAAGAUGGAUGAAUAUGUGGCCAGUCUUCACCUGCUGACGUUUGACGCUCACCUCACAGAGCUGACUGAUGAACAGGGCAAGUACCUCGGCAUCAGCAAACACGGACCCUUCAAACCCAACUACUACAGGUAUUAA